This is a messenger RNA of Monopterus albus (swamp eel), 392 nucleotides long. It is a transcript of the gene atp5mj, whose product is annotated as ATP synthase membrane subunit j. Bases 109 to 270 code for a protein of 53 amino acids. The transcript has 4 exons. Gene Ontology annotation, cellular component: mitochondrion. NCBI's taxonomy places the organism in Eukaryota, Metazoa, Chordata, Actinopteri, Synbranchiformes, Synbranchidae. The record is from RefSeq and is a predicted model, not a curated record.
UGCACAAACUACUACAUUUCUCAGAGUAGAAGAAGCUUUCCUCACGACUUUCACGUUUAGCUGCAGUGGCUGUUCUGACCUUCUCACUGCAGUGUGUCAAACUGAAAAAUGACUGGGCGCAUGUUUGCAAAUUGGUGGUCCAAGAUGGGCCCGUACUACACCAAGGCAUACCAAGAGGUGUGGGUGGGUCUUGGCAUCAUGACAUACCUGUACUAUAAACUCUCCUAUGGAGGCAAGAAGAAGGCUGUGAAAGACAAGCCUGCCCAUUGAGUUCUCCAUAAGGCUGACAACCCCUCCACCUGCUGUGAAAUAAUGCCCCAGUCACUAGUCCAGACAUCCAGCUUUAUAUUUGCGUUUUUGUUAAUACGAAACAAAUAAAGUUGUUAUCCAAA